Aspergillus aculeatinus CBS 121060 is the source of this 324-nucleotide messenger RNA. RefSeq lists its product as uncharacterized. Lineage: Eukaryota; Fungi; Ascomycota; Eurotiomycetes; Eurotiales; Aspergillaceae. The transcript has a single exon. The record is from RefSeq and is a predicted model, not a curated record. The coding region runs from base 89 to 277 and encodes 62 amino acids.
GUGGGACUCCAAAUUGCUUUCUUUGCCCGACUUGCUCUGUUCAUCAAAAUCAAUUUUACUUCUGCUCAGAAGAAAAGAAACCCCAAGAAUGUCACGUACGUUCUCUACCCCCGCGCGAUCAUUACUCCAGAUCAUCUGGAAAAAUACCGAGCGGGUCGCAAAGUACGAUGAUAUAAUCAUGAAAUCAGUUGAAGACAAUCCAAAACUCAAGAGUAAAGCCGAGAAAAUCGAAGUCGCAUAUAAAAAUCUUCUUUCCUUCCUACAAAGCCUCAGCUGAGUCUUCCUCGCCGGUAGUGGCCGAGAACAUCCAUCGCUGAAAGACCC